Molecule: messenger RNA, 453 nt
Organism: Pochonia chlamydosporia 170
Lineage: Eukaryota; Fungi; Ascomycota; Sordariomycetes; Hypocreales; Clavicipitaceae
Product: 40S ribosomal protein S14 (CRP2)
Exons: 4
Coding region: 1-453 (150 amino acids)
Biological process (GO): ribosomal small subunit assembly; translation; maturation of SSU-rRNA from tricistronic rRNA transcript (SSU-rRNA, 5.8S rRNA, LSU-rRNA)
Cellular component (GO): cytosolic small ribosomal subunit; ribosome
Molecular function (GO): small ribosomal subunit rRNA binding; structural constituent of ribosome; mRNA 5'-UTR binding
Source: RefSeq, a predicted model, not a curated record
AUGGCUCCUCCCAAGAAGACCGCCGCCCCUAAGGAGAACAUCUCCCUGGGCCCCUCCGUCCGCGAUGGCGAGCUCGUCUUUGGCGUUGCUCGUAUCUUCGCCUCUUUCAACGAUACCUUCGUCCACGUCACCGAUCUCAGUGGCCGUGAGACCAUCACCCGUGUCACUGGUGGCAUGAAGGUCAAGGCCGAUCGUGACGAGUCCUCCCCCUACGCUGCCAUGUUGGCUGCCCAGGACGUCGCUGCUCGAUGCAAGGAGCUGGGCAUCAACGCCCUCCACAUCAAGAUCCGUGCCACUGGUGGUAACGGUACCAAGACCCCCGGACCCGGUGCCCAGUCUGCUCUCCGUGCCCUUGCCCGUGCUGGCAUGAAGAUCGGCCGUAUUGAGGACGUCACCCCUACUCCCUCCGACUCUACCCGCAGAAAGGGUGGUCGCCGUGGUCGCCGUCUCUGA